Molecule: messenger RNA, 7206 nt
Organism: Ochotona curzoniae (black-lipped pika)
Lineage: Eukaryota; Metazoa; Chordata; Mammalia; Lagomorpha; Ochotonidae
Gene: ZBTB10
Product: zinc finger and BTB domain containing 10
Exons: 6
Coding region: 1-2673 (890 amino acids)
Biological process (GO): regulation of transcription by RNA polymerase II
Molecular function (GO): protein binding; DNA-binding transcription factor activity, RNA polymerase II-specific; RNA polymerase II cis-regulatory region sequence-specific DNA binding
Source: RefSeq, a predicted model, not a curated record
AUGUCGUUCAGUGAGAUGAACCGCAGGACGCUGGCGUUCCGAGGAGGCGGGUUGGUCACCGCCGGCGGCGGCGGCGGCAGCAGCAGCAGCAGCGGCGGCGGUGGCGGCUCUACGAACAAUAACGCUGGCGGGGAGGCCUCGGCUUGGCCUCAGCAGCCGCUGCCAAGACAGCCGCCGCCGGCGCCGCCCGCGCUCCAGCAGCCCAAUGGGCGGGGGGCCGACGAGGAAACGGAAUUGGAGGGCCUGGAGCCCCAAGACCUGGAGGCCUCCUCCGCUGGGGCCGCCGCCGCAGCCGCCGCCGCUACCGAGGACGCCAAGGAGUUGCUGCUCCCCCAAGACGCGGGCGGCCCCACCUCGCUGGGCGGCGGUGGCGCGGGGGGCCCCUUGCUAGCGGAAAGGAACCGUCGGACUCUGGCCUUCCGAGGCGGCGGCGGCGGCGGCAGCGGGGGUCUCGGCAACAAUGGCAGUAGCCGCGGCCGGCCCGAGACCUCGGCGUGGCCCCUGAGGCAUUUCAAUGGACGAGGGCCGGCGGCCGCGGAGCUGGAGCUGGACGCGCUGGAGGGGAAGGAGUUGAUGCAGGACGGCGCGUCCCUGAGCGACAGCACCGAGGACGAGGAGGAGGGGGCGAGCCUGGGCGACGGCAGUGGGGCGGAAGCCGGCAGCUGCGGUAGCAGCAGGCGGUCGGGCGGCGAUGGCGGGGACGAAGUGGAGGGCUGCGGUGUGGGAGCUGGCGAAGGAGACCCCGUCCAGCACUUCCAGCUCGCGCGGCGCAAGUCCCUAAUGCAGAAGCUUCAGUGCUCCUUCCAGACCUCCUGGCUCAAGGACUUUCCCUGGCUGCGCUAUUCCAAGGAUACCGGGCUCAUGUUUUGCGGCUGGUGCCAAAAGCCCUCCGAGGAUGGGGGAAGCGGGGACCUCCCCCUGGCGGGGCAUGAUGAGCUUUCGCGAGGGACCCGCAACUACAAGAAAACCCUUCUCCUGAGGCACCACGUCUCUACCGAGCACAAACACCACGAAGCCAACGCCCAGGAGUCAGAAAUACCACCAGAGGAGGGGUACUGUGAUUUUAAUAGCAGACCAAAUGAGAACUCUUAUUGCUAUCAGCUUCUUCGAGAACUAGACGAACAGAGAAAGCAAGGUAUCCUUUGUGAUGUCAGCAUUGUGGUGAGCGGAAAAAUCUUUAAAGCGCAUAAGAACAUCCUGGUUGCAGGCAGCCGUUUCUUUAAGACUUUAUAUUGCGAGUCAAACAAAGAAGUCCCUAACCAAAAAAAUACUACCCAUUUAGACGUUGCUGCAGUUCAAGGUUUUUCAGUCAUCUUGGACUUCUUAUAUUCUGGUAACCUGGUGCUCACAAGCCAAAAUGCCAUUGAAGUGAUGACAGUGGCCAGCUAUCUUCAAAUGAGUGAAGUUGUCCAGACUUGCCGAAAUUUCAUUAAAGAUGCCUUAAGUAUAAGCAUUAAAUCAGAAGCUCCAGAGUCUGUAGUUGUGGACUAUAAUAAUAGAAAACCAGUUAAUAGAGAUGGUCUGUCUUCAUCGCGGGAUCAAAAAAUUGCCAGCUUUUGGGCAACACGGAAUCUUACCAGUUUGGCAAGUAAUUUAAAAAUUGAAAAUGAUGGUUGUAAUGUCGAUGAGGGCCAAAUAGAAAACUACCAAAUGAGUGACAAUAAUUGGGUCCAGGAUGGUUCUCCUGAGUUGGCUGAAAAUGAAUCUCCAGGUCAAACGAAAGUGUUUAUUUGGAACAAUAUGGGCUCCCAGGGAAUUCAAGAGACUGGCAAAACAAGGAGAAAAAACCAAACUACAAAGAGAUUUAUUUAUAACAUACCACCUAAUAAUGAAGCAAAUUUGGAAGAUUGCUCAGUGAUGCAACCACCUGUUGCCUAUCCAGAAGAAAACAAGACACUAAUCGUCAAGGAAGAACCAGAUUUGGAUGGUGCUCUCCUCUCAGGGCCAGAUGGUGAUAGGAAUGUGAAUGCAAAUUUAUUGGCUGAUGCUUGUGCUGGUCAAGACGGAGGUGAUGCUGGUCCUUCAAAUGAUUUCAAGUAUGGUUUGAUGCCUGGUGCUGCAAAUGAUUUCAAGUAUGGUUUGAUGCCAGGUGCUGCAAAUGAUUUCAAGUAUGGAUUAUUGCCAGGUACUUCAAAUGAUUUCAAGUAUGGAUUAUUGCCAGAAUCUUGGCCAAAACAAGAAACUUGGGAAAAUGGUGAAUCAUCUCUAAUCAUGAACAAGUUGAAAUGCCCUCAUUGUAGCUAUGUAGCCAAAUACAGACGAACACUAAAAAGACACUUGCUCAUUCAUACGGGAGUGAGAUCAUUCAGCUGUGAUAUUUGCGGAAAGCUGUUUACUCGAAGAGAGCAUGUCAAAAGACAUUCCCUGGUGCAUAAAAAGGAUAAAAAAUACAAAUGCAUGGUAUGUAAGAAGAUCUUCAUGUUAGCAGCCAGUGUUGGAAUAAGGCAUGGAUCUCGGCGCUAUGGUGUUUGUGUAGACUGUGCAGAUAAAUCACAACCAGGAGGGCAAGAAGGUGUGGAUCAGGGACAAGAUACAGAGUUUCCUCGGGAUGAAGAAUAUGAAGAGAAUGAAGUAGGAGAAGCUGAUGAAGAGCUGGUUGAUGAUGGAGAAGAUCAGAAUGAUCCGCCUCGAUGGGAUGAAGCAGGAGAUGUGUGUAUGUCUCUAGAUGACUAACUGACCUACUAUACUCCUCAAGGAUGCUGCAUUUGGACAUCAUAUGAAUCGACAAUUUGGAUUGUUGAACUUGAAGGCUUGCAAAAUAUGGUACAUGCUGGAUGAGUUAGUUAACAUUGCUGUGAAAACUAGGGUCAAAGCCUUAUAGCAAAAAAAGCAAAAACAAAAAAAAAAACUUUUUUUUAAGUAUUUGCACAGGACUGUACAGCAGACAACCAUGUGGUUGGAUUACAUGGAGUCCCCACAUACUCAGUCAGUUAUCAAAGUUAAAUAUUUUUUAUUUAUAGGAUAUACAGUAACUAUUUGGGUCCUUUGGAAAUAUAUUUACCUGUCCUUACAGAGCUUACUCUUCAUGUGCCACUUCCACAUGAAUGCAGAAAAUCCAUUUAUGGAAGUACAGCGACAGUUGACCCAAUCAGUCUGUCCAUCAAACCACUCAGGCUAGUUUUUACUAGUAGAGCUUUGUUUCUAUUUUUAUUUUUAUUAAUUUUAUUUUUUUUAAUACAGAUUUUCAGUGAGGGGCUUUUUCAACCCCAUUGGUUCUAUUUUCUUGUAUUUUACAUUUUAAUUUGUUCCAUAACUUAAACCAAGACUCUGGUAUUAUUUCUCAGUUUUGUGCUGAUGGGCAUGUUUAUAAGAACUGGAGAGGUAAUUUAUUGGAAUGAACUAACUGACUUCCCCCACUCCCUUUUUCCUUUUUGACAUGAAUUUUACUACUUCACAAAUGAAGAGAAUGAUGAUGCGAAGUUGACAAAUACCACUAAAAUGAUUAUGAUUUAGAAGUAACUUUCUCCUGCUGCUCUAAUCUGAUAAAUGGUUACUAUAUGAUGUCUUCUGACAUGAUAUUCGGUUUUGGGUAUCUGUUACUUUGGCACUAUUCUUGUUUGCCUCAUUAUUUUUGCCAGUGUACUAUACCUCAGACUUAUUGCAAAGACAGAAAUAUAAUUGAAAGAAAAGUCAUAGAAACAAUAAUUAAUUUGUUUUGUAAUUUAUGCUCCAUGUCCAGUUUGGUUAGCUUGUUAUGCAAUAUAAGUGAAAUAUCAGGUUUUUUAUUCCUGUGCCCUUUUAUCAUUAAAAUUAACACAAAAUGUACAUUCUCUUUUGUUUCAUAUUUGCCAGGAUAUCCAGUGUUUUGAAAUGAUGGUUGAUAAAGCUAGUUUAUUUUUCUAUUCCUUAAAAUCAGUAUCAUCUUUAUAUAGUAUUUGUUUUCACCCUGAUUCGACAGUCUGCAAGAAUCUCACAGAUAAAAUAAUGAGAGGCUUUAUUCUAUUGACUAAAUUCAGGGUACAAAGAGUGAUAUAUAAGUUGAAAUUGCUAGAGAUAUAUUUAGCCUGGUGGCAAAUGAAUUAGCUGAUCCAUGGAAAUCCAAGCAACAUUUCAUGUACUAACAUGUACAACAUUUAUCAGGAGCAUAUUGUACAUUGUAAGAUUAAGGAACGUCAUAUUUUCAGUUUUUGUUUUUACAUGAAAAUAGACUAUUUUCCUAUUUCAUAUCAGGUAACUAAAUUAUCCUAGUUGUGUGGGAAAAUUUGCAAAGAUGCGUUGACAGAUACAGUCCUCUUGGUGCUCCAUCUGAUGACAGCUGGAAAGAGACAGGCUUUGUCGUUGUCUCUGAGCUCAGCAGAAAUGGCUUAGCAUUAGACAAGGAUGAUUCUGCUUCGAUAAAUCAAAACCGAUUUACAGUUAACAUGGUUAGAUGCAGUUUUUUGUCAUCUGAAUUUUUGUUGUAAUUUCUACGUAACUGUAAACUGACUUUUGUUUCAAGCUAAGAGUACACCUGAUUCUCAGCGUUCUAGACAGAUGAGUACGAUGUGAUUCUGGGCAGGUCCAAAAGUAGAAAUUAGUUGGGUAAAAGAUACUAUGAAUGAGAAAGUAUUUUAAACGUAAAAUGUUUUGCUUUGUGAAUAUGUAAGUAUAGCAUAAAGAUUUCUUGCAUCCCAUUUAUCCCCUUCCUUUAAAAUAAACCAUAGUUUACAAUUGGUAGAUCUGUCUAUAUAUAAAUAUAUAUUAAAGAGCAAAGAUAUAUAUCUUAAAAAAUCACCUAAAUCUGCUUUAUUAGGCUAUUGUUCACUUAUUGCAUAGAAACUGGACUUGGCUUUACAUUCGUAAUGUACUUUUACUUUCUUGAAAAUAUGAUAUGAACUUAUUCUCUUGGAAACUGAGUUUUCUUUUAUUACUGAAAUCAUUUAUGUAUAUCUGGUAAAUUAUGACCAAAUUUUUGUUAGAGUUUGCAUACAGUAAAUUGAAAUACACACUUGGUACACUACGGGAUUGUUGUGCUUUUGUUUUGGUUUUAGUUGGAAACAAGAUUUGAUGUAGAUGGCUUGUUACUGUUAAUUUAAAGUAUUCUAUAAUUGUCCAUUACCUUUAAUGUUGUGUUGUGAAAGAUUUGGCUAUAUUUUUAGUCGACUGAAGUAUGCUACUUUAAAAAGUUUGUUUUUAGGUAAUCCAAAGGAAAAAUGUUUAUACUCUUGAAUAUAUUAGCCUCAGCCUAUAUAAAAAUUUCUUUGAAGUAAACAUUUUACCAGAAACUGAAUGGACAGAUUUUUCUACUUGCUGACUGCCUAACUUAUUUUGUUUCAUGAUCUCAAGGGACUGCCUUUGCCCUUCUAGAUCUUUUGUAAAGAAUAGUUUUAGUACUAAGGUAUACUACUGGACGUUUCUAUUUUUUUAAGUAUAUUCUUUUUCUGACUUAACAGUACAACAAUUUCAGGAAGUUGAUAGAUACUAAGAGCUUAUGAUUGGUCUCAGAGAGAUAACCAUGAAAUAUUCGUAAUUUUGUCUCUGGAACUCUGGUAAAAUUAUGUGUAACACAGUUGGUAAAGUUUUUCUCCUGUAAUUUAUAUUUUAAAUGAAAGUAUUUUAGAGCUUUUAAUUUUCAUGAAGGAGAAGAACGUAAACUGUUUUUUUUUUUUUCCUAUUUACUCUAGCAACAGACCCUCUCACAAGUCAAGAUCAUGUGUACUGUUAGGAUUCUCAGACAGUUACUUCCUUGUGACCCCUUCUGUCAUAGUUCUUCGCCCUCAUUUCAUUAUUUAUUAGAUGAUUUGCUAAAUAUAGCACCUUAGCAGUUAAAGAGCUUUUGAAACAUUACAGGAAGGGAAAACUGGACAGAAACAAAGAGCUUUCAAAUUUGGGGGGAGGGUGGGGAAGCACUAGCUAGUUUAAGUAGAACAUCGUGAUGGGGAGAGUGAGCCAAAUGAAUUAAUUCAGAAACAUGGUUAGAACACUGGUACUUGUUAUGUGUAAAAGUUUGGACAUACUCCAAUAGGAAAUGAAACCAGGAGGGUAGCAAUAGUAAGUGAGAGGAUCAGGCCUUACAAAUGUUUGUGUAAAACACCAUUGAAAGCCUGAAGAUGGCUGGAGUAGCAUAAUGUGGGGGAAAGUGUGGUGAAAACUGGGUUUUAAAACAAAAUACUUAAAUAAGCUUUAUUUAUAUCUUUAGAACUUUUUUGAACACAGCAUGGAGGGCUUAGGUUCAUUUUUCUGGAUAAUGAUCCCCAAAGCUGACUUUUUUUCUUUGAGUGCCACGUUUGCCAUUGUGCAAUUAUACUUUAAUCCCUUACAAGGUAGGUGCUAUUGUCUCCGUUUUAUAGAACAAAAGCUCAGAGAAAUUCAAACACUUGCCUGAUUGUAAGCAGCUGUGACAGAGCAGGGCUUUGCCCAGGUCUGACUCUGCAGCCCUUGCUCUGUCUAGGUGGCUGUACUGCUGCCUCACUGAACACCUUUUUUUGUAGAACUUGAGCUCUCUAUGGAGAUUUGUAUUUUCCCUGUAUAACAGCUAUGUAAGGAAUUUUGUCUCCCUCCACCACCCAGUAUCCUUACUACUCUCUCCUGAUGAAGCAGCUUGUUUUGUCACUUAGAUUAGAAGAAGACACACAACCUCAGUACAGCACAUGCUGUUGUUAAUGGGCUGUGGCAUUUUCAUUUUUUAAAGAAUGAUUUUUAUCUGAAUAACUAGCUAUAAGCCCCAGUUUUUGUGCUGUUCAGUCACCCAGAUCCUUAAGCUUAACUUUGGUACAUAAUAUACACACUUUAAAAAAAAAAAAAAAGAAAAGAAAACAGGUGUUUUCUUAGUUACUUUAGGAUUUAAAAUGAAACUUUUUUUAUCCCUGCUAUAUCCCUGCUUUUAAGUGAAGUUGAGUUAAUCUAGAUAGCUUAAAAUGUGUUAGGGAUAAGCACACUUUACAGGAUGUUUUCUCGCCCUGAAUACUAUGACAUUGGGUACUUAGCAUUUGCAGUACACUAUUGAAAACAGAAUUGUGGGUUGAGGAGAGGGGUGGUUGAGGCCGUUAUGAAAUGGGAGAAUCAGCAUUUUAAACACUGUAAACAUGAAAACACUUUUCUUCUGCCUGCUGUUUGUAAAAGCUCUUUGGGAAGAUCUUUUACGAAGACCAAUUUUUUUUAAUGUAAUUUACCUACCUAAUAUUGAGUGUCCUAAGACAUGUAUGUAAACUUCCAAAACUGUUUUGUCUGUGUAUUUAGAAAAUACACAAGAAUCUUUAUCAAACCUAAAAAAUAUAAACUUGUGAG